This is a messenger RNA of Folsomia candida, 3755 nucleotides long. RefSeq lists its product as uncharacterized. Bases 756 to 1769 code for a protein of 337 amino acids. The transcript is spliced from 4 exons. Lineage: Eukaryota; Metazoa; Arthropoda; Collembola; Entomobryomorpha; Isotomidae. The record is from RefSeq and is a predicted model, not a curated record.
CUCAUUUCUCCCCACAGUUUCUCCUGCAUACGCCUGGACUACAAGGCUGUGAGUAAACUGUUACCACACUGUAGCGUUGGAGGAGAUGGGACUGGGAGCCAGCAACAACGUCAACCACCACCGUCAACAACUUUCUCCCUGCUCUGCAGUCUGUUGUGCUCUCGUGCUCGUGAGGAAAGUUUGAGACCAAAGUAGAUCCAUUGGAUCUCGUGUUGUUGAAGAGGACGCACGCUGAUACUUUUCUCACUCGCCUUCUUACUCCUACGACUCACUCCAGAACACUUUCCUUCUCGAGUGUGUGGGCUCAAGAUACAUAGACUUGUGUCACUUUCGCAGAGUUUGGCUCGUGUCUGCUCCAUAACAUUGUCUGCAAAGUAAAACGCUAGUUCGUCUCGGUGUGGGGCAUUGUGCAACUGGUUGAGUAUUUGACCAGUUUUCGGAUCUUGCAUACAGGCGGAGGAGAAAGGACAUCCAGCAUUUCUAUUUCUUCUAUUAUCAGUCGCACAAAAGUGGAUUCGUAAAGGAAAACAGCAAGCACAUAGAAAAGUCCUCAGGGAUUACCCGUAUUACACUAGAUACAUUCUCUCCUGAGAAAGUAAGCAACAGAAGCACGGCGGUCGCAGAACUUGGGAUUUAUUUUACCGUGAACUUUGUUUGGGAUACAAGAAGAAUUGCAAAUCCUGAGUAAUAAAUCCUCAAGAGCAAGUUGGAGGAACUCAUGCGAAGCUAGAUACAUAAGAAAACAAAUAAAGGACAUGUUCAAAGCCACAUCUAAAUACUUGACGACAAUGAAAGUCACCUCGAGCCUCUUCAUCCUCCUUGCCUACUUGACCUGUUGCAUUUGGGCAUGGCCUGCCGUUUCACCCUCAGUCUACAGACGAACGUCCAACGUCAACUCAAACUACAUACCUUUCACAUCCAACGUCGCAUAUGAGCCUGCAGACUACCAGCAGUUGCCACAAGAAGGCUACAACUACAACAGCCAGUGGGAUAGGGCAAAGGAACCCUUGACUUAUUAUGACCUUCUCGAUGAUUACUGGAUGAACCAACCUUCUUCCGGAGCGGAUGUGGAGGCACUCCCCAAUUUGGCAGAACUUUACGACCCUCCAAUCUGGGGACAGAUUGUAAAAGAAAAGCCCGAGUCUGAGCUUGAAGAAUUGAAAGCAGAAGAACGAGACCGAGAGGCUGAGGAGCGACAACGAGCAGCCCUGGAAGCAGCAGCAGCGCCCUAUCAAUAUUACGCCUAUGACUACAAUGGCCAUCCAGAGAAGCGAGGUGGUUCCAAAUCUCAAACCCACGCCGCCAUCUCCCAUCCUUCCGCCCCCACGACAGAAAAGAGCAUUGUCACCACCACCGCAACUUCUACCUCACGAAAACCACAGGAGACGACGAGUACUUCUGCUCCAAAAAUGGUCAAACUACUCCAUCAGCAACCAGGACAGAAAGAAGUUCCACUUUUGAGACCACCAAACAAGGCGAAAGCAAUCAAAAUGGGGCAACAACAUACUGGCGACAACGAUGAUGAGGAGGCACAUGAAACUGAGGAACCAUUGAUCGCUGUCGCUCAACGGUCUCCAGUUGAAAAGCCAUCAGCAUAUGACACACUCAGGAAAUACAUUUCCCUUGAAGACGCUCUAAAGAAGGAAGCAGAGAAACGAAGGGCGACAUCAAGAUUGCAGAAACGGGCGCCGGCAGGAACGAACCAAAUUGUUACGGACGUGGAAUCCCUAAGCGGACAAUUAACGAAUGUGAAAAAGUCACUCAUUUAAGUUCGAGACAGAUACCUUCCUUACCACCUUUUUGGGUUUAUUCUAAAUAUUUUCAAAAUGUGACAAAUUUUGAUAUUAUCAACAUGUGCUACCAAAUUUUGUAGUUUUUCAGUACGUUUAGUUUUCUAUCAUAUCGAAGGGAUUUUGUUGUAACGGAAAGAAACAUGAAUAAUUAUGUAUGAAGCGAGAGCAGUCUGUAGCACAAAGAAUGCAUCCUCUAUACCUGACAAGACAAAUACGCAAUUUUGAUCCGCCUGCAUACCCAAAACAACCAAUUUCAGCAAAACCGGAACCUGAUCAUUGAAUGCCCGAAUUCACCACGUCCUCCUUUUCUCCUCCAACAUUCGCAUAAUAGUUGAAUCUUGUUAGUAGGCAGAAUACCAAAUUAAUGAGUUUGAAGUGUGUCACUUUAUCAAUUAAAGAGAAUUCAAAGCUAAGAACCUGAAGCUGGGAGGAAAGCUUACUUUAUACAAUACAACACCUUCCAGUAAUGAGCAGCUUAUUGAAAUCAAUCGGUACUGAAGCACCAAACCUUUGUGACAAGUGACAAGGAGGUAAUUCCAUUAUUCUUUUAAAAUGACUGAUCUGAAUGUAAAAAGAACCCUAUAACUAGUGAUACGUUAUAAAUAUUAGCAAAUACGAAUGGCUGACAGCUAUCUAAUCUUUAAUAUAAUAUACAGACAUAUUUCACAUCUUAAUAAGUUGUCAUGAUUUAAAGGUACAUACAUUCAAGUAUUUAUAUAAAUAUUCUAGUUGAACAGAACCCAUCUUUUAUUCGUACGAAAUUAUUUCCGCAAAAUUGGAAAACUUCUAAAUUCCGCGUUACCAGUCUGAUGAGGACGUGAUACACAUGUGACUAGCUUUAUAUGUAGUUGUACAAUAUGCACAAUACUUUAAAGCAGUUACAACAUCUACAUAAAAAAUAUUGCUCGUUAAAUAUUUCUACUACUUUUUCCAUGUGACAACCUCUUCUUCAUUAUCAUACAUAUGAUGCCGGCCUAUUGCUAAGCAACUUGUAUUUUGAACCUUGCUUGAAUACUUAUUAAACCCAGAACUCUUUAAUUGGCAAAGAAUCCUUCAUUCCAAUAUCUUAAAUUUUGGAGGCAUCAGUUUGAUUAAAUAUUUACUAUAUGUCAAUUAUCUAUAGUUUAUAUGGAUAUUUAUAUUAAUAUAAAUCUUAAUGCAAUUUAUAACAAUCAGAUUCGGUGUAGAGGGGAAAGUCGCAUUUUAUUACAUAAUUUUAUUUGAUGGGGUUCUAUACACAUAAGUCCAACGUAUCUGUCUGUGCAGGUAGAAAAGCACACAUCAUAUCCAAAUCUAUAACUUUUUCGAGUUUUAGUCAAAGUUGGCUGUAUGCAUAUUUAAUACUAAUUGAAUGGGAAUGAAAUAAAUAUUUGUAAUAAUUAUAGGUCAAGCAAGACAGCUAAUCAAAAAAUUUCAUAUUGGUGUCUAACCAUUAAAUCAAAUCUGGUACUAAUUAAAUUCUAAUAAUCCAUUCGAAUACGGAGAUAUCUAAGACUUAUUAUAUUAACGAUAAACGGUUAAUCUGUACAUUUGUGUCAAUUUUAACAUGAAAUUACCUCAAUUAAAUAUGAAUUUAUUAAAUUAACUUUCCUAUGAUAUAAAAAAUAGUACCCAUUUCCACAUGUUGAAUUUAUUUGUUAAUUUGUAAUCUUUACUUAUGUUGUAUUCGUUUUCUAUAUGUUAUUUAAGACAAACUAUGUUAAGCUACCUCAAAUUUUACAUCCCAUCGUACAAAGUGUAAAAUAUUUAUUUUGAUGUGUAAUGUGUAAUUUUAGUGGCGUCGUAUCAAAUGACGUUAUAUAACCAUGAAAAAACUGUUGGAGACAUCCAAUGUUGGGAAGCUAUACAUAUACACCUUCCUCUUGGUAACAAGAUUUGGUAGGUCGAGCUAGUCUGUAAAAAUCGAGAGAGAUGAAUGAUGGAAAAAGGAAAAUAAAUCAAUGACAUUUCAAUCCAACUAUA